AUGAGAAAAUUGUGUGACGUAAUUCUCUUCUCUUGCUUUCUUCUCCUUCUAACUUUUGUAGACGUUGAAGCAGAUUGUGAAGGCGGCUUAUUCGCCGUUAACAGCACUUACAGCGAAAACCUUAACUCUCUUUUUUCUUCUCUUGCAAGUAACGUCAUCGCUAACAACGGUUUCUACAACACUUCAACCGGAGAAGGCUCCAACAAAGUUUACGGACUUGCCCUUUGUGGACGAGGCUACCCGAAGCAAGCUUGCGUGAACUGCGUGGAGCAAGCGAUUCAAGAAUCGCAACAAAGAUGCCCAAAUCGAAUGAAAUCUUUCAGGUGGACCACUAGAGACAGUGACAAUGCUUCUUGCCUUAUACGGUACGCUAAUCAUUCUGUUUCUGCGAAACUCGAGCUUUUCCCACCUACUUUGUCAGAUAACCCUUUAAUCAUAGAGGAACCUAAGAGCCUUAAGCUUUUCCGACGAGAAUGGGAAGCAUUGACUAACCUAACAAUGCAGUCUGCUACUUCAGCUCCUGAAAAUUCAUCAGUUGUGCUCAAGUUCUAUAGCGUCGUAAGAGCAGAGUUCACAGAAUUUGCAAAUGUUUACAUGAUGAUGCAAUGCACUCCUGACAUUUUAUCUAGUGAGUGCAACAAAUGUCUUAGCCAAUGUGUGUUGAACUUUCAAAACAAUAAUUGGGGAAGCCAGGGCGGUGCGGGUCGGCUUCCAAGCUGUUACUUCCGGUGGGAUCUUUAUCCUAUCUGUGGAUCUUCUGAGAAUAUGACAAGAGUUUCUAUGAUUAGUCGUGCUAUUACUCUUCCACAAGGAGAUACGGUGUCACAACCUGAGAAUGACAAUAAAGGAAAAAGGAUUCGCAAUGGAACUAUCGCGAUAAUUGUUGUCCCUACAGUUAUUAACCUCUUCGUAUUUGUUGGUCUUUUCAUAAUCUUUGACCAGAGGAGAAAGGCCUAUAAUAAAAACAUCAACGAAUGCUUUGAUUCUGAUGGACAAUCUAUGUUGCGGUUUAGUAUUGGCAUGAUACUCUCUGCAACCGAUGACUUUUCACCUGAAAAUAAGCUUGGUCAAGGUGGAUUUGGAACUGUCUACAAGGGGAUUUUGCCGAACGGGCAAGAGAUAGCGGUUAAGAGAUUAGCAAGUGGUUCAGGACAAGGAGAUACAGAGUUUAAGAAUGAGGUUUCGCUCUUGACUCGACUCCAACAUAAAAACUUGGUCAAGCUUCUUGGGUUCUGUCAUGAAGGAGAAGAAGAGAUUCUUGUCUACGAGCUUGUGCCCAAUUCUAGUCUUGACCAUUUUAUCUUUGGUGAGUCUUUGUGA
Eruca vesicaria subsp. sativa (arugula) is the source of this 1320-nucleotide messenger RNA. The record is from the annotation of a GenBank genome assembly. NCBI's taxonomy places the organism in Eukaryota, Viridiplantae, Streptophyta, Magnoliopsida, Brassicales, Brassicaceae.